AGGUCAUAGGCUUCUCGUGUUAUUUAUUGACUUUUCCAGAAAUGAAAUGAUGACUUCUUUUUGACUUGCGCAGCUGCGCCUUGAACCUCCCCCAGACACUCUUGUGGCACGUGACAUCACGCUUAUGUAAGUCAUGUACGCCAAGACUCAAGCCAGGUUCCUCCAGCUUCUGCCAAUGAGGCUCCAUAAUGCUUCCCAGAGUACAUAUCAAAAUAAUCACCUGCUUUGAUCACUCAUUUACACCAAAAACGCCGCUCCUGCCCUCGUUCGCGUCCCACAGCUAGUGUUUUCGACCAUCGCACCGCAGACCAGUUGAGCACCAGCUGAAACUGAGAGUACCAAACGCAACCGGUGCAAAAACGCGACGACAAUGCUCCCCCUAGGCCUUCUGACGGCCGCACAAGGCCACCCCAUGUUAGUGGAACUGAAGAACGGCGAAACUCUCAACGGCCAUCUGGUAAACUGCGAUACCUGGAUGAACCUGACGCUUAAGGAAGUUGUACAGACUAGCCCGGAGGGGGAUAGGUUCUGGAGGUUGCCCGAAUGUUACGUGAGAGGAAACAAUAUCAAAUACCUCCGGGUCCCUGAAGAAGUCAUCGACCUUGCGAGAGAACAACAGCAGCAACAACAACAUCAGCAGGGUGGCGGGCAGCGCGGCGGCCGUGGAGGUGGGCAAGCAGGCCAUGGGGCCGGUGGAAGGGGAGGAGGGGAUCGUGGACGAGGGAGCGGUGGACAGGGAAGGGGAGGCGGAAGAGGGCACGGCCGUGGGCGAGGUGGAGGCAGGGGGCAAGGCUGAGAUGAAUUGACUUUUGACGUGCUAUGUUGCGUGUUUCUCUAUGACAUAUGCAUCAUGACGAUCACAUUACUGAUUCUUCAACAAUACCGAGACGUCAACACACAUUCGCAGCAUUUCACACUUUUACAUCCAGGUCCAGACCUCGUCCCAUUCAGACCUUGCACGGUCUUCUCAAUUGAACGUUUCAUCAGCCAGCGGAAAGAAAACAAGUUUUUGUCUGGUCUGCCCUCGAAGUGCAGACUCGAAGCCAUCAUAGUCUGUCAUCGAAAGAUGGCGACAUCAGUGCAAGAAUUUUAAGGAACCCAUCGUUUCCACACACAAACCAAGGCCAGGACACCACCGCUAUGCUAGUCCAGAAACAACGGCUUGCGACGCUCUCGGCAACGUUAGGGGGUUCACAAUGUAAAGAAUCGAAAAGAAACCAUAUCUUGCCACUCCAAUCAUCCUCAUC
Molecule: messenger RNA, 1247 nt
Organism: Cladophialophora immunda
Lineage: Eukaryota; Fungi; Ascomycota; Eurotiomycetes; Chaetothyriales; Herpotrichiellaceae
Exons: 2
Coding region: 371-796 (141 amino acids)
Biological process (GO): spliceosomal snRNP assembly; mRNA splicing, via spliceosome; nuclear-transcribed mRNA catabolic process
Cellular component (GO): U6 snRNP; spliceosomal tri-snRNP complex; P-body
Molecular function (GO): U6 snRNA binding
Source: RefSeq, a predicted model, not a curated record